AUGACAUCCAAGAACAUAUCAGUCGACAUCCUCAUCAUCGGCGCCGGUCCAACAGGUCUCGGAGCAGCCAAACGCCUUCAUCAACUCGGUGGCCCAUCAUGGCUGAUCGUAGACUCCAACACCAAAGCCGGCGGACUCGCAACGACCGACACAACUCCUGAAGGAUUCCUCUUCGACGUCGGCGGCCACGUCAUAUUCUCGCACUACUCUUACUUCGACGACGUCCUCGCCGAAGCCCUCCCUCUUCCGACAGACUGGUACACGCACCAACGCAUCUCUUACGUCCGCUACAAAGAUCUUUGGGUGCCCUUCCCUUUUCAGAAUAACAUCUCCAUGCUCCCGAAAGCAGAUCAAGUGAAAUGCAUCGAAGCAUUGAUCGAUGCUGCGCUUGAAGCGCGAGUAGCGAACUCAAAACCGAAGACGUUCGAUGAGUGGAUUGAUCGGAAUCUAGGAAAGGGGAUUAACGAUAUUUAUAUGAGGCCAUAUAAUUUUAAAGUUUGGGCUGUGCCGACGACUAUGAUGCAAUGCUCCUGGCUCGGCGAACGUGUCGCCGCUCCAAACCUCAAAGCCCUAACCACAAACGUCAUCCUACACAAAGUCGCCGGUAACUGGGGUCCCAACGCAGUGUUCAAGUUUCCAGCUCGACAUGGGACGGGUGGGAUAUGGACUGCUGUUGCGGACACACUACCUGACGCCGCAAAAAGGCUUGGUCCUCAGACAGGGGCAGUGAAAAGUGUCGAUGCAGCCGCAAAACGUGUCGUUCUAGAGGAUGGGACGGUGGUCAACUACGGAAAGCUAAUUUCGACAAUGCCGGUGGAUAGUCUCGUGGAGAAGAUGGGUGAUGAGAAAGGAGUAGAGUUUGCGAAGGAUUUGUUCUUUUCGAGUACUAAUGUGAUUGGUGUUGGGAUUCGGGGCCAGAGGCCGGAGCGUAUUGGAGAUAAAUGCUGGCUCUACUUUGGCGAAGACAAUUGCCCGUUCUAUCGUGCGACCAUAUUUUCCAACUAUUCGCCUCACAAUACCCCUACAGAAGACGUCAAACUCCCGACAUUGCAACUCGCAAAUGGCAAACCGAGUCCAGACAAAAAGCCUCAAUCUGGUCCAUACUGGUCCAUUAUGUUGGAAGUAUCCGAAUCCGCAUUGAAGCCGGUUAACCAAGAAACAAUCGUGGCCGAAAGUAUCCAGGGCUUAGUAAAUACCGAGCUCCUACGCCCCGACGAGGAGAUAGUGAGCAUCUACCACCGCCGCUUCCACCACGGCUACCCAACACCAACCAUUGCCCGGGACGCAGCGCUCGAGAAAUUACUCCCUCAUCUCGAGAAACAAGACAUUUUGUCUCGCGGCCGAUUCGGCUCAUGGAAAUACGAGGUUGGGAAUCAGGAUCAUUCGUUCAUGUUGGGUGUUGAAGCGGUUGAUAGGAUUGUGAAUGGUGGCGUGGAGUUGACGUUGAAUCAUCCGGAUUUUGUGAAUGGGAGGGCGAAUACGGAGCGGAGAUUGGGGAGAAAUUGA
This is a messenger RNA of Talaromyces amestolkiae, 1506 nucleotides long. RefSeq lists its product as uncharacterized. The record is from RefSeq and is a predicted model, not a curated record. Gene Ontology annotation, molecular function: oxidoreductase activity. The coding region runs from base 1 to 1506 and encodes 501 amino acids. NCBI's taxonomy places the organism in Eukaryota, Fungi, Ascomycota, Eurotiomycetes, Eurotiales, Trichocomaceae. The transcript is spliced from 6 exons.